Cyanistes caeruleus (blue tit) is the source of this 2807-nucleotide messenger RNA. RefSeq names its product mitochondrial ribosomal protein L15 (gene MRPL15). Gene Ontology annotation, biological process: translation. Gene Ontology annotation, cellular component: mitochondrial large ribosomal subunit. The record is from RefSeq and is a predicted model, not a curated record. NCBI's taxonomy places the organism in Eukaryota, Metazoa, Chordata, Aves, Passeriformes, Paridae. Gene Ontology annotation, molecular function: structural constituent of ribosome.
CCCGGGCGCGAUCCUCGCGGGCGCCCUUGGGCAGGAGCGGCCAUGAGCGGGAGCGGCGUGAACCGGGCCCUGGAGCUGCUGCGCUCGCUGCCCAGGGUCAGCCUGGCCAACUUAAGGCCCAACCCCGGCUCCAAAAAGCGGGAAAGAAGACGCGGCCGUGGAAGAUACGGAGGUAGGAAGUGUGGCCGAGGUCACAAAGGAGAAAGACAAAGAGGGAAUCGCCCCCGAUUAGGCUUUGAGGGUGGUCAGACUCCAUUUUACUUGGCCAUACCAAAAUACGGAUUUAAUGAGGGACAUAGCCUCAGACGUCAGUACCAACCUCUGAGUCUUCAGAGGCUGCAGUACCUGAUUGAUUUGGGCAGAGUUGACCCCACGCAGCCGAUUGAUUUAACUCAGCUCAUUAACGCCAGAGGUGUGACAGUGCAGCCUCUCAAGCGGGAUUACGGUGUCCAUCUGGUGGAGGAGGGUGCUGAUAUUUUUGCAGCAAAAGUAAAUAUUGAAGUGCAGAGGGCAUCGGAAUUAGCAAUUGCAGCCAUAGAAAAAAAUGGAGGCGUAGUAACAACAUCGUUCUAUGACCCAAGGAGCUUGGAAAUUUUAUGCAAGCCGGUAGUAUUUUUCCUGCGUGGCAAACCCAUCCCAAAGCGAAUGCUCCCACCUGAAGACCUCGUCCGUUACUACACAGAUCCCAGGAGUCGGGGCUACCUGGCAGAUCCAUCUAAGGUUGCAGAAGCCAGGCUGGAACUUGCUAAGAAAUAUGGCUAUGUCUUACCAGACAUAACUAAGGAUGAACUUUUUAAAAUGCUAAGUGCACGCAAGGAUCCUAGACAGAUAUUUUUUGGUCUUGCUCCAGGAUGGAUCAUAAACCUGGCAGACAAGAAAAUUCUAAAACCAACUGAUGAGAGUCUGUUGAAAUACUACAGCUCAUGAGUUCAGGACUGGACACAACUGCAGGUGUACAGGAAACAUCUGGACAAUAAAACGAAGCGGAUGAAUUUUUGUUGGUGUUCGUCAACCAGCCCAGAUUUUUUCCUUCACUCAACAACCUGCCUUACUAUGACCAUCUGUAAUCACAUAACAAAAUAAAAGAAGUCUUCUCAUUCUAAUUAAAUAAUCUGAAAUCAAGAAAUUAAGAAUAGAAAUCAUUAAUUUUUGACAAUUUACUCUUCAACUUGUAUUGUUCCUUGUUAAUGCAUGUUAAAUGCUAUCAGUAAUGGUUAUGCCCCUGACUUGGGUCUUAAGUAUAGGUGAAACAUAGCAAAACAGCAAUAUAAAAUUGGACUAUGAAUAGCAGGAAUUUUGUUUUAGUGGCAUUAACAUUAAUAUUUUAUAAGAUGCCCAACACUUUUUUGGCACGUCAAGAAUAAUACUGUGUGCCAAAAAAAGUACAGUUGGUGUUAACUUGAAUGUGGAGUAAAUAACUUUCUCACUUUAGAUGUAUCCUGUUCUGCAUCCUGAUGAUUGUUGGUUUGGAACCUUAAAUGACAAGCAAUACUUUCUGCUUUUUCUUUUUUUUAAAGUUUUUGUUAUUACAAUAACUUUACAAUAACAAUAUUACUACUGCCUCCAUUUGGGAAGGAGUUGGAGAGGGAGGGAAGAGUAUUUAUUGCCUUCCCUUAUUUGUGCCAUAAUGUUUCUGUUUUUAUGAAUCAAUUCACAAUUGUAUUUUGUGGAGGUGGUGGUACUCAACAGGAAAGCUACUUAACUGGAAGUGAAGAAGGAAGUUAGUCAUAUUAGUGAAGACCAGAAGACAAAAGUGUUUAUGUAUCAUUGUGUAUUUUGGGGAGGAGAAGAAGGGGGAAGGCAAGUUUGUUUCCAUUUCUGCUCUUUGUAUUAAAAUGAACAAAUUGCUCUCAGCAAUUUUUUUUCUAAAUCAACUUCUUUGAUACACACACGCAUGCACACGCUGGUUUCUGUAGGUUUCUAAAUGGUUUUCAGGUGAAAGGGUAACUUGGAUAAAAUGAUAACAGUGAAAGAAAGAAUGAAAACAGGAAACAGAUGUCUGGUGACGUCGAGGGAUUGGAUAGCACUUAUUCAGUGAACGAUGUCUUAGUCACAAGGCAGCUGUAUCCUGGCUCUGAUACUACAACACUACAAAUACCUUGGAGCCAAAACAGCCACGUUCCACAAAAUCCGGUCAUUCUACUUCUUAAAGGUGAUCUUUUAUCAUCUUAUAGUUAGAGAGGGCAAAAAAGGGCUAUAUGUUCCUUUAUUUAAAAUAUGCAAUGCUUGUCUUUUUUUCUCACUUCUGUUAACAGUAUCCAGUAUUUUCUAUCAGUUGUUUGAAUUUUUAUUUACUAGUGCAAAAAGUCACAAGGCUAUAGAGGAUUUCCUGUUCAUUUUAUCUCAUCAGGAACACAAGUCUCCUAGCAACCAAAUACACAAUUAUCAAAAGUACAAGUGAGUUAUUGACAAGGUUUCUAAUAAAUCCAUAAUGAAGUGUCUGAAAGGACUGUUGUUUACAUGUCAGGCUUACUGGUGCAAGACUUAAGUCAAUGCUGGCACCUAAAGCCAUUCUCAUUACUUAGGUACAUGAUUUAGGACCAUAAUUGCAUGUUUAUAAGAUAAAGGAUUGUCUUGGUUAUCCUGUGUUGAGAGUGGUUUUGCAUGUGCCAUAGCAAGAAGUACCCAAUCUGCUGUAGGUGGAAAAGUAUUAUAGGGUAACUGAGGAAAAGGGACUUUUAUUUGUGUCACAAAAUGCUGAAAGCCAUGUCAGUUUUUAUCAGCAACAUCAAACUUCUGAGUGAUUACUUGAUAAAACUGAUUACAGAUGUGAGACUGCUAUCUAAAUAAAGGCCUGUAAACAAGUA